GGUAUUGGAGGGUUCAAUUGUAAUGGCUAAAAAAGUGUGGAGUUGUAAUCACAAUUCUAAAUCCACUACCACAUUUCAUUAAUUGAAAAUAUAUAUCAAUGCAAAAGGGUUGGAAGAAAUAGAAGAAGAAAGGAGCAUUGGAGUGGGGACUGGGGAGAAGAGAAGGAGUGGCAGAGGAAACUGGAAAAUGAAAACCACAAAUCCAAUGGGUGGGGCAGGGGGCUUAUAAAUAUCUUUCCCAAUCACGGAACUCACAUUUUAAUUAAAGGGCAACAGAGGGUGGACUGCCCAAUCAAAUCCAAUAUCCCAUGUCAGAUAGCUGCCACUCUCGUCACUUUUCAUGGCUCAUGAAGUCCUGCUUCCCCAACCCCCAACACCACCACCCUCAGCCCCUCCACCGCUCUAUCUCCCGCCACCACCACCAUCACACCACCAUCUCCUCCCUCCCCGACGACCUCCUUCUCGAAUGCCUCUCUAGGGUUUCUUCUUCCUCUCUUCCCUCUGUCUCUCUCGUCUGCCGCCGCUGGUCUCGCCUUUUAUCCUCCUCUGCCCUCUACGACCUCCGCCGCCGCAACGCCUCUAUUUACCACACUGUUUUUGUUUUCUCUGUUACCGAUUCUGGUCUCUUCGCUGCCACUCUCCGCUUCGGUGAUGCCUACUCUUGGAGAACUUCCUUUAUUCCCGCCGGCGACGGCGGCGAGGGCUUUCGAGGGCCGCUGUCGCACUCGCGGAUAUCCGCGAUUGGCCGGGGGAUUUACAUUAUCGGAAGGAGGGAGAUGGUACGUUACGAUGCCUGGACUGGUGCCCUGACGGCGAAGGCAGGGAUGGUUUUCCCGAGGAAGAAAUUCGCCGCAGCGAUGGUCGCCGGAAGGAUCUAUGUAGCUGGCGGGGCGGCCAGGACCUCGGCUCUGGAGGAAUACGAUCCAGUCAGCGACAAAUGGAGCGUUGUGGCGGAGGCGCCGAGGCGGCGAUAUGGGUGCAUCGGCGCGGCGGUGGACGGUGUAGUGUAUGUGAUAGGAGGGCUGAAGAUUGGCGCGUCCGAAAGUGAGGUCGUCCCACUCGCCGCAGGAGCGGAGGCGCAUGUGUACGCAAGCUCGAUGGACUUGUACGACGUGGAGGCGCGUGGCUGGCUGAGGAGCCGCGCCGUGCCCAGCGGAGGAUGCGUGGUGGCGGCGUGCGCUGCCGCCGGAUUUGUCUACGUUCUGACGAGCCACGCGGUGGAACUGUCCUUUUGGAGAUUCGAUGCUCGGAGGAAAGCCACCAGUGGCAGUGGGGGAGGAGGGUUUGGAGAGUGGUGCAGGAUGAAGAGUCCACCCCUUCCGGCGCAAGUCAGACUGGACAGCAGCGUGAGAUUCAGCUGCGUUGGAGUUGGAGACGCGGUGGCGCUGAUUCAGGUCACUGGAUGUAUAGACGACUUGCUGAGACGGAGUGGGAGGAGCACCAGAGGCUUAAGAGAAGGGCUGGUAUUGAUAUACGACGCCGCCGCCGGGGAGUGGAGCAGAGGGGCGGAUCUGCCGGAGGUGAUUCGACGCGCCGCCUGCGUUUGCGUGGAGUGCUAAAUUGCGCUGCACAAGGAGGGGUUUCCGUUUUCAGGUGCUGAUGAGUGGUGCUAACAUGCGCUGGAUGGUGUACGGUGGGGGGAACGGGCCCCGUGACUUUGUCACUAGUCUCUAGUGAACAAACCUUGAGUUUUUCUAUUGUUGGUCAAACGGCGCCAACUCUUAAAAAAGCCAAAAAAGAAGUAAACAAAUGGAUUGCUUUGAUUUGAAACUAUAUGUUUAGUAAUUGAGGAGCAUGUUUCUGAGACAUAAAGUAAAGGAUAAGUUUCAGCUUUUAUAA
Molecule: messenger RNA, 1839 nt
Organism: Vitis vinifera (wine grape)
Lineage: Eukaryota; Viridiplantae; Streptophyta; Magnoliopsida; Vitales; Vitaceae
Product: F-box/kelch-repeat protein At5g26960
Exons: 1
Coding region: 309-1559 (416 amino acids)
Molecular function (GO): protein binding
Source: RefSeq, a predicted model, not a curated record